GGGAUAACUAUGACGUCUGUGCCAUCUGCCUGGAUGAGUAUGAGGAUGGAGACAAACUCAGAGUCCUGCCCUGCUCUCAUGCCUACCACAGUAAGUGCGUGGACCCCUGGCUGACCAAGACCAAGAAGACGUGUCCCGUAUGCAAACAGAAGGUGGUCCCUUCACAGGGCGACUCUGACUCGGACUCAGAGGAGGGCGACAGCGGCCCAGACGAGAACGAGGCCUCUGAGAGCACGCCCCUGCUGCGCUCCCAGGCCUCCACCAGCGCCCACUCCUUCGGCACCAUGUCGGGAGCGUCGCGCUCGGAGCAGGACCAGGACUCCUCCGAGUACGACGACGACGGGCUGGACAGCAGCGACAGCGAGGAGGAGGUUACCGUGGGGACUGUGGUGGUGCAGAUGCAGCAGCCGUGCUCCGAUGAGCGAGAUUUGCUAGCCUGAGUGGCAAACUCAGCUGCCCACCCCGACAUCUGCAGACUUUAAGGAGGGGGCUUACAGAUCUAUCAUAUGUUCUUGUCACUGCGUACGUCGUACUGCUAUCCUCUGUAGGAGUUCCAAUGUUUUUAAUCAAUGGCGAGUUGGAUGAGCUGCCCUGCCAAGAGGAAAGGACCCGAGUACAGUAGACUGUAUUUAUUCAUGGAGACCAGAGGGUCCACCUGCUCCCAUCAUGCCUGACAGAGCUGCAUAUUGUCUGUAUAUAUCAAGUAUAAAUCACCAUAACUUUCAUAUUAACCUUUGAUUAUCUUCAGUCCCAUGUGUGUAAUAUACACACAGAUAUACUGUAUAUAAAUCCACCUUAUAUUCACCGGAACUGAACCAAUAUGCAGCACCUGCAUUUCAGCUCACUAUGGAAGCAAAUAGUUACCAUAUUUC
This is a messenger RNA of Cyprinodon variegatus (sheepshead minnow), 872 nucleotides long. RefSeq names its product E3 ubiquitin-protein ligase RNF13-like. The record is from RefSeq and is a predicted model, not a curated record. Gene Ontology annotation, cellular component: cytoplasm; nucleoplasm. Gene Ontology annotation, biological process: positive regulation of DNA-templated transcription; ubiquitin-dependent protein catabolic process; protein ubiquitination. The annotation marks the transcript as partial. The transcript has 2 exons. Gene Ontology annotation, molecular function: ubiquitin protein ligase activity; zinc ion binding. Lineage: Eukaryota; Metazoa; Chordata; Actinopteri; Cyprinodontiformes; Cyprinodontidae.